GUGUAUGGCGGGCAGGGGCCGGUCAUCGACCCUGCUGCACACGAAGGGGUGGGAACAGGGUGUGGCUGCACCAACGUUUUGGGUAGAAACGUAUCGGGACCAGUGAACGCAAAAGCCAACGACCGGGUGCCGUCAAUGUGCGUACAUACAUAGUAGUUACUUCGCGAGGAAGACAACCAACCCUCUUCUCCUACCACCUCACCAACCCACAACACAAUGUCCUGGCGCCAACUAGUCCACAAUCAACUCGUCGACGCACUCGCAAACAACAAGGCGUUUCAGAAAAUAGCGGUGACUACUACGCAUAGGUUUAAUGAGCUUAGCGGGAAAGGCGCCCAAAAAGCAACCCAAAUCCAACAAGAGGUCGCCAACCCGGAACAGCUGGAACAGGCCAAGGAGAAAAUGAUCAUUUUCAUGGAAGAGUUCCGAAAGGAAAUUGGGGAAGGCAUCGAUAGGAGUUUUGGGCGGAAGAACUGAGAUAUCUCCACAUUCACACACCCACACACACACACACACACACACCGGGGAAUCCAGUUCCCCCAUUACCUCAUACCGCCAUCCAAACCUCAAAUACGGUUCCGUCCUCUACCGGCGACAGUCUGGU
This is a messenger RNA of Fimicolochytrium jonesii, 604 nucleotides long. RefSeq lists its product as uncharacterized. Lineage: Eukaryota; Fungi; Chytridiomycota; Chytridiomycetes; Spizellomycetales; Powellomycetaceae. The transcript has 5 exons. The record is from RefSeq and is a predicted model, not a curated record. The coding region runs from base 217 to 477 and encodes 86 amino acids.